AUGGAGGUGCUCGGCGCCGUUUCGAGUGCGGUCGCCUUGGCAGAAAUCUUCGCGAAAAGCGUUCUCACGACGAAGAAACUUUGGGAUGAGGCACAAGAUAUCCUUGAAGAGAUCAAUCGACUGAUGAAAGAUCUCACGCAUUUGAAACCGAUGCUGGAAGAGGCCGAGGCAGUCUUCAACAAUCAGGCCCAAAACCCAUCUACUGAUACGGCUCUAUUACUAAUGCAUCACUACAAGGAGGUGUCUGGGAAGCUUCACCUUUUAGCUGCGGAUUUGAACCAACGGAUUGCGACAGCGAAAAGGGGGAAGAGGAACUUGACGAAGCUGAAGGCAACAUUGAGCAAGACUUUGAUUCGCCGUUACCACAAGGAAAUGGACAGCAUUUCCCAGACACUUUCCUUCUUCUUCAAUUGUUUCAAGUGCGGCUACAACUUCCAUGCCUGGGACUUUGAAGCAUACAGCAGCCCUAUGGGGUGGAACAUGUCGAUCAGACCUUGGACCACCCGUCCGAACGGCGAUCAAAUCUUUGACCUUGUCAAGAAAGGCUCGUGGCCUGAAAUCGCGGAGCAGUUGAAUAGUGGUCGAGCGUCCAUUUCAGACCGCAACGAGCUCGGGCAUUCUCUCCUAGAUAUUGCGUUGCGAGACGCCCAUUUCGCUGUUGCCAGAAGUCUUGUGGACCUGGGCUUUGAAAUUGAAGGGUCGGGCUUGCUGGAUUCCAUUGAAACCACUUGGUAUCUCCGAUCGCUUCUCCGCUACAUUGAUGACGCUCUGGAAUGGUUCGAGUUUGCAGCUGAAUUUGGGCUCCUUGAAAACCUGAGCGAAAAGAUAUUCGGACCUACACGUACCCGUGGACUAAAGUUCAGUGUAGUCUGCCGCUACGUUUGGACAAUUCCUGGACUACUCUCACUUUUUGUUGGGGAGAGAACUGCUAUCCACGGCGAAGUUUCGAUCUCUGAGCUGUUUCGAAAUAUAAGAUGGUAUCAGACAGACCCCCGGCUUUUCCUAGAGCUCUGUCACAACAAAAGAGUCCACUCACAGUUUUUCAGAGAAAGCGUAAUGAAGGUUUCAUGGAUGGCAACAAUCGUGGACUUCGCUAGAGAAUAUUUCUCGAUCGCACCUGGACGCAUGGUUCCACACAAACACGAAUAUUCGGAUAGAAGGUAUAAUGAAACAGACUUCGAAGACUGGAAAGACCUUGCAGCAUGGGUCUUGACGGACAUUUCGAUGGAUGAGCUAGUGUGGCAACCUUCAGAGAACGCAGACCCCUUUGCAUCAAAUCCUUUUCUAACAGGUCUGUAUUGUGGGAUGGAGCAUCUGAGAGGAAAGUACAUGUCAACUAGCAAUAUGCGCUUGAACAAGCGUCGAUUGACUAAGACCAUGAGCUCCUGGCUUGAGGAUGUUCAAGCAUCAGGCAUAGAUCUGGCAGAAUAUGGACGGCGCCAGCUAGAGAUACAUAAGGCUAGCCAUCGAAACUUCGAUCGCUGGCAGAAACUUAGCAUGCUCCAACCGGGAGACGAUUCGCGCUUGUACGGCCCGCGACUAAUGUCCUUUACGUUUGGCCCUCGCACCCAAGAUUGGAAUCUGAUAUGGGACCUUGAUGUCGAGGGGCUUACGGGAGACUUCUGGGAGCUAAUCGAGAAUCCGCCUCUCCAUAUUCCAGGAGCAUAUCCGGAACAUGGUUGA
Colletotrichum gloeosporioides is the source of this 1683-nucleotide messenger RNA. RefSeq lists its product as uncharacterized. The transcript is spliced from 4 exons. Lineage: Eukaryota; Fungi; Ascomycota; Sordariomycetes; Glomerellales; Glomerellaceae. The coding region runs from base 1 to 1683 and encodes 560 amino acids. The record is from RefSeq and is a predicted model, not a curated record.